Messenger RNA from Polypterus senegalus (gray bichir), 676 nucleotides. Its product is annotated as resistin-like beta. Gene Ontology annotation, molecular function: hormone activity. The record is from RefSeq and is a predicted model, not a curated record. Gene Ontology annotation, cellular component: extracellular region. Lineage: Eukaryota; Metazoa; Chordata; Cladistia; Polypteriformes; Polypteridae. The transcript has 4 exons. Bases 153 to 482 code for a protein of 109 amino acids.
UGUAAUUCUAUCCAAAGUUCCGUAAGCAUGGAUUCUUUUUUGUAGCAAGGGGAUAUAAAUUGCAGUAGCCAGAGUACAAGAUUCAGAGAUCUGCUAGAACUUCGUUCACGCUCAGGUCUGCCAUUUUUUGGGAACUGCAAACUUGAAGAACCAUGAAGUCGGCCGCACUGCUGCUGCUGCUCAUGACACUCUGGUGCCCCUCCAGUGCUCAGCAAUGCAGCUUCCAGGACUUGGUGAGACUUGGAAGUGAUGCGCUGUUGAAGUCCUUGGCUUCAGCUGUUCUGGAAAAAGCAACUCUGAGCUGCACAAGUACCAGUUCAUCUGGAUCAUACGCCAACUGCCCAUCAGAUUACUUACCAGUAAGCUGUUCUUGUGGGAACGCCUGUGGUUCCUGGGACAUUCAGAACGAGAAGACCUGCCACUGCCAGUGUGCCAACCAGGACUGGACUUCUGCCCGCUGCUGCAAGAUAGGAAUCAAGUAGAGGGCACAGCCGCCACCUGACUGCUUCAGAUCAGAGGAGACCCUGCCAAAUGGAUGAAUUCUGCACUCCCCCUUGAAUUUACUCUGUUUUAUUCUGUCAGGCCCUCUUGUGUAUUGCAGGAAUAUAUGGAGGUGCAUUUGACUUUUUGAUUAUAAAAAUAAAAAAAUAUGAAAAAUAAAUCAAUGCAGCAUUAA